AUGGGGCAGACUGUCACCACCCCCCUGAGCCUCACGCUUAACCACUGGUCAGACGUGAAGGCACGAGGCAACAAGGAGGGAGUUGUAAUCAAGAAAAAUAAAUGGACCACCCUUUGCAAGGCUGAAUGGGUCAUGAUGGAAAUAGGAUGGCCUCGCGAGGGAACCUUUAACCUCAGUCUUAUUUCACAGGUGGAGGGAAAAGUUUUCGCUCCGAGUCCCCAUGGCCACCCAGACCAGGUCCCAUACAUCGCCAUGUGGAGACUCCUGGCGACAGAACCCCCUCCAUGGGUUAGGCUGUUUCUCUCCCCUCCAGCCCCCCGGCAGCAGCAGCACUCGCCUAAUCCCGGGGCCGAGGAAGCCGGGGCGGGGGACCGCCCCCUGGCUGGCGACCGGCCACUGCCGGGCACACUUCCACCGUGGCGGUGCGCCACGACCGACUCCGGGACGGCUGGGGAGGCCCGGUUUGGGGAAGGUGGCCCGGGAGGGGCGGCGUCACCCGUGGAUGCCGAGUCACCCCGCCCCGAGUGUUACAGCCCCCCGACAACGCCACCGCUCCCUCCCGCCCCUCCUACCUCCUCCACAGCACCACUGCUCCCUCCCGCCCCUCCUACCUCCUCCACAGCACCACCGCUCCCUCUCGCCCCUCCUGCCUCCUCCCUUUACCCUGUUCUCCCACGAAAGGAUCCCCCUAAGGCUCCUGUCUUUCCCCCAGACCCCAAUUCACCUCUUAUUGACCUCCUAACAGAGGACCCACCACCAUACCCAGGGAAUCGGGCGCCGGAGGGACCAGCGGUCCCUGCAGGGGUGCCGGAGGGACCGGCAGCCCCUGCAGAGGCGCCUGAACAGCCUCUAAGGAGAGAGCGGGAGGAUGAGGCUCCGGCUCCCUCCCCAAUUGCCGGUCGCCUACGAGGAAGGCGCGACGAACCAGCCAAAGAAUUCAGGGCCUUCCCCCUUAGGGAAGGUCCUAAUCACCAGCUCCAAUACUGGCCAUUUUCGGCCUCUGAUCUCUAUAACUGGAAGCAGCAUAAUCCUCCUUUCUCUAAGGACCCUGUUGCCUUGACUAACCUGAUUGAGUCCAUUUUAGUGACCCACAAGCCCACUUGGGAAGAUUGUCAGCAGUUACUGCAGACCCUCCUAACGGUGGAGGAGAAGCAGCGAGUCUUCCUGGAGGCUCAGAAGCAGGUUCCAGGAGACGAUGGAAGACCCACUCAAUUGCCUAAUAUCAUUGAUGCAGCCUUUCCCCUCACCCACCCGAACUGGGACUUCGCGACCCCAGAAGGUAGGGAGCACCUACGUCUCUAUCGCCAGUUGCUCUUGGCGGGUCUCCGAGGGGCUGCUAGACGCCCUACCAAUUUGGCUCAGGUUAGGAAUGUGAUCCAGGGAAAGGAGGAGACGCCGGCAGCGUUCUUGGAAAGACUUAGAGAGGCUUAUAGGAUGUAUACCCCGUACGAUCCGGAAGAUCCAGGACAGCACGCGCCGGGUGUCAUCUUGUCUUUCAUCUAUCAGUCAAGUCCAGAUAUAAGGGCCAAGUUACAGAGACUAGAAGGAUUGCAUUCACUCAGUUUGUCAGAUUUAUUGAGAGAGGCAGAGAAAGUGUUUAAUAAGAGAGAAACUCCCGAAGAGCGGGAGGAGAGGAUGUGGCAGAGACAAGAAGAGAGAGAUAAAAAACGUCAUAGGGAAAUAAGUAAAGUCCUGGCCACUGUAGUGUCUCAGGGACAGGGAGGUCAGGGCCAGGAGCCCCCACCUGAGCCUAGGAUAACUCUCAAGAUUGGGGGGCAGCCAGUGACCUUCCUAGUGGACACCGGAGCUCAACAUUCAGUCCUGACCCAUACCGGAGGCUCUCUCAGUGACCACACAGCUUUGGUCCAGGGGGCCACAGGUAGCAGGAGGUAUCGAUGGACCACCGAGAGAAAGGUUCAGCUGGCAUCUGGACAGAACCCCCGCCAGGUGAGGGAGUUCCUGGGUACAGCCGGCUACUGCCGCCUCUGGAUCCCAGGUUUUGCUGAGAUGGCUGCCCCCCUGUAUCCUCUCACCAAGCCUGGGGUCAUGUUCCACUGGGGAGAGGAGCAACAACAGGCCUUUCAACGAAUUAAGAGAACCUUACUUGAGUCACCAGCUCUUGGCCUACCAGAUCUGACUAAGCCCUUUGAACUGUUCAUGGACGAGAACUCAGGCUUUGCAAAAGGAGUGCUGGUGCAGAGACUGGGGCCAUGGAAGAGACCUGUAGCUUAUCUAUCCAAGAAAUUGGACCCGGUAGCUGCAGGAUGGCCCCCCUGUCUGCGCAUGGUAGCCGCCAUUGCUGUUUUGCUCAAGGAUGCAGGGAAACUGACUUUGGGACAGCCAUUAACUGUGUUAUCCUCCCAUGUGGUAGAAGCUCUGGUCCGGCAGCCCCCAGACAGGUGGCUCUCAAAUUCCAGGAUGACCCACUACCAGGCUCUGUUGCUAGACACAGACCGAGUGGUGUUCGGACCAGUUGUCUCCCUCAACCCCGCAACCCUGCUGCCCUUGCCAGACCCAUCCGAGGAGCACAAUUGCCUCCAGAUUCUGGCGGAGGCCCAUGGCACCCGCUCCGACCUAACAGAUCAACCGCUGUCGAACCCAUAUUUUAUCUGGUUCACGGAUGGGAGCAGCUUCCUCCAAGAAGGAGAACGGAGGGCCGGAGCAGCCGUUACCACCGAAUCAGAGGUAGUUUGGGCCUCACCGCUGCCCCCUGGAACAUCGGCCCAAAGAGCAGAGCUGAUCGCGCUGACCCAGGCCCUCCGGAUGGCGGGAGGUAAGAGACUCACGGUCUAUACCGACAGCAGAUAUGCCUUCGCCACUGCCCAUGUACAUGGAGAAAUCUACAGAAGAAGAGGCCUCUUGACCUCGGAGGGUAAGGAAAUUAAGAACAAAAAGGAAAUUUUAGACCUCUUAAGGGCAUUGUUCCUCCCACAUCAGCUCAGCAUUAUACAUUGUCCCGGGCACCAAAAGGAUGACUCUGUCGUAGCACGGGGAAAUCGGCUGGCUGAUCUGACAGCCCGGACAGUCGCCUUACAAUUCCCUAGGGGCGACCAGCUGUUGGUCUUGCAGGACCAACAGCCAAGCAGAGACCCCAUGCCCUACAGCCCGGAGGACCAGGAACUAGCAAAGAAAAUGGGGGCAGAAUGGAUCAAGUUUCUCCACGCGCUAACCCAUUUAAGCAAAAACAAGAUGAGGGCCCUUCUGGCUGAUGAGGCUUCGGACACUGUAUUAUUGAAUCAGGAACAGGUCCUCCAACAGGUGACUUCCAACUGCCCUGCUUGUGCCCAAGUUAAUCCAGGAAAAGCCCAUCUGAGCAGAGGGAGCCGCCUGCGAGGUCACCGCCCCGGAGUCCAUUGGGAACUUGACUUCACCGAGGUAAAACCCGGACUGUAUGGAUAUAGAUACCUUCUGAUUUUUGUAGACACAUAUUCAGAGUGGACAGAGGUCUUCCAUACCAAGAAGGAGACCGCUAACGUGGUAACCAAGAAACUCCUGGAGGAAAUUUUUCCCAGGUAUGGAAUGCCCCAGAUAUUGGGAUCAGACAAUGGGCCCUCCUUCGUCUCCCAGGUAAGUCAGAAGGUGGCCAGGCUACUGGGGAUUGAUUGGAAACUCCAUUGUGCAUACCGCCCCCAGAGCUCAGGACAGGUAGAACGUGCAAAUAGAACCAUUAAGGAGACUUUAACUAAAUUAACGCUUGCAACUGGCACUAGAGAUUUGGUGCUCCUACUCCCUCUAGCCCUUUACCGAGCCCGGAAUACUCCUGGGCCUCAUGGCCUAACCCCGUUCGAGAUUAUGUAUGGGGCUCCCCCACCAAUUGUAAUUUUCCUUCACCCUGAUAUCUCCUCUUUUGCCACUAGCCCUACCCUGGAGGCACACCUCCAAGCCCUCCAACUGGUACAAAAGACGGUGUGGAAACCCCUGGCCGAUGCCUAUCGGGAGCAACUGAAUCGCCCGGUGGUGCCUCACCCAUUCAAGAUUGGGGACUCUGUCUGGGUCCUACGCCAUCAAUCCAAGAACCUAGAGCCGAGGUGGAAAGGACCAUACACCGUCCUGUUAACUACUCCCACCGCACUCAAGGUUGACGGGACAGCGGCUUGGGUCCACGCGUCACAUGUGAAGGGUGCCAAGGAACCCGACGAAGCUGAGAGCACCGAGACAUCAACAUGGAAAGUUCAAUGCUCUCCAAACCCACUAAAGAUAAGACUCACCCGGGGGUCCCCUUGA
Molecule: messenger RNA, 4224 nt
Organism: Peromyscus leucopus (white-footed mouse)
Lineage: Eukaryota; Metazoa; Chordata; Mammalia; Rodentia; Cricetidae
Biological process (GO): virion assembly; DNA integration; proteolysis
Molecular function (GO): nucleic acid binding; aspartic-type endopeptidase activity; RNA-DNA hybrid ribonuclease activity
Source: RefSeq, a predicted model, not a curated record